Messenger RNA from Pelobates fuscus (common spadefoot toad), 7898 nucleotides. It is a transcript of the gene MEGF10, whose product is annotated as multiple EGF like domains 10. The transcript has 24 exons. Gene Ontology annotation, molecular function: Notch binding. The coding region runs from base 257 to 3604 and encodes 1115 amino acids. Gene Ontology annotation, biological process: apoptotic cell clearance. Lineage: Eukaryota; Metazoa; Chordata; Amphibia; Anura; Pelobatidae. The record is from RefSeq and is a predicted model, not a curated record.
CUGACCAGAGCACAGUGCCCCAGUGAGGCUGAGAACCAAACACUGCACUAACAGCUAGAGGACUCAGAACAUCAUCUCCAACAAACACAAGUUCAGCAACUCAGGGGACUUUCUGUUUUGUUUUGUGUUUGUUUUUUUUGUGUUCUGCUUUUUGAAACCUGUAUAUGGCAAAGGGUUAAUGAAUAUCAACUCAACAGUUUCAGAGGGAUCUGCCUGAUCUUCACAGUCCCCCAGUGAGAACAUUGUGUGCACUAAGAUGAUGGCUAAAGCUUUGCAUAGCUUUGGCCUGCUUCAGAUGAUUCUUUACCAAUGGCUUGGGAUGUCAUCAUCACUGAAUCUUGAGGACCCAAAUGUGUGCAGUCACUGGGAGAGUUACUCUGUCACAGUACAGGAAUCAUAUGCACAUCCAUUUGACCAGGUCUAUUACACAAGCUGCACAGAUAUUUUGAACUGGUUUAAAUGCACCCGGCACAGAAUCAGUUAUCGCACAGCAUACAGACGAGGAGAAAAAACUAUGUACAGACGAAAGUCACAGUGCUGUCCUGGGUUUUAUGAAAGCAGGGAAAUGUGUGUUCCUCAUUGUGCUGAUAAAUGCGUCCAUGGCCGCUGUAUUGCUCCCAACACCUGUCAGUGUGAGCCGGGCUGGGGAGGCCCUAACUGCUCCAGUGCUUGUGAUGUUGAUCAUUGGGGACCUCAUUGCAGUAGUCGCUGUCAAUGCAAAAAUGGAGCUUUGUGCAAUCCUAUUACCGGAGCCUGUCACUGUGCCGCUGGAUUUAAGGGCUGGCGUUGUGAAGAACGUUGUGGCCAAGGAAGUUAUGGGAAUGACUGUCAACAAAAGUGUCAAUGCCAAAAUGGAGCAACGUGUGACCAUGUGACUGGUGAAUGUAGAUGUCCUCCUGGUUAUACCGGUGCCUUCUGUGAAGACCUCUGCCCUCCAGGGAAACAUGGAUCUCACUGUGAAGAAAGAUGCCCAUGUCAGAAUGGGGGAGUCUGUCACCAUGUCACGGGAGAAUGCUCGUGUCCUUCUGGCUGGAUGGGCACAGUCUGUGGCCAGCCUUGCCCUGAGGGUCGUCAUGGGAGAAAUUGUACUCAAGAAUGCCAAUGUCACAAUGGUGGGACUUGCGAUACUGCGACGGGUCAAUGUCAUUGCAGCCCGGGAUAUAAUGGUGAACGGUGUCAGGAUGAAUGUCCAGUGGGCUUGUAUGGUGCAAAGUGUGCACAGACCUGCCAGUGUGUAAAUGGGGGGAAAUGCUACCACACCACUGGUGCAUGUCUCUGCGAACCCGGGUUUACAGGGAAACACUGCGAAACAAGGCUAUGCUCAGACGGACUUUAUGGGAUGAAGUGUGACAAGACGUGUCCAUGCCAUUCUAAGAACACACAGAGCUGUCAUCCUAUGUCUGGAGAAUGUGGCUGUAAUCCUGGCUGGUCUGGUCUAUACUGCAAUGAGACUUGCUCCCCAGGCUUCUACGGAGAAUCCUGUCAGCAGAUCUGCAGCUGCCAGAACGGUGCAGACUGUGAUAGCGUGACUGGGAAAUGCAUCUGUGCCCCUGGUUUUACGGGUGAAGAUUGUUCCAUUGGUUGCUCGUUGGGCACGUAUGGCAGUAACUGUUCCUCUGUGUGUAUGUGUAAGAACAAUGCCAUCUGUUCUUCAGUGGAUGGUUCCUGUACAUGUAAAUCAGGCUGGCACGGAGUGGAUUGCUCUAUCAACUGCCCCAGAGGAUCAUGGGGUCUGGGCUGUAAUCGCACCUGCCAGUGCCUUAAUGGAGGGGCCUGCAAUGCAUUAGAUGGGACUUGCACCUGCGCUCCUGGCUGGAGAGGUGUAAACUGUGAAAUGCCUUGCCAGGAUGGUACAUAUGGCAUGAGUUGUACGGAACGCUGCGACUGCAGUCAUGCUGAUGGUUGCCAUCCUGCUACUGGGUACUGCCGAUGCUUGGCAGGAUGGGCUGGCAUGCAUUGUGACAGUGUGUGCCCUGGAGGGCACUGGGGACCGAACUGCUCGUUAGCUUGUAACUGUAAAAAUGGGGCAUCGUGCUCACCAGACGAUGGGAUCUGUGAAUGUGCUCCUGGGUACAGAGGGACAACAUGUCAGAGAUUUUGUUCUCCAGGAUUCUAUGGGCAUCGUUGCAGUCAAGCUUGCCCUCAGUGCGUCCACAGUAAUGGUCCAUGCCACCAUAUGACUGGCCAGUGUGAUUGCUUAGCCGGUUUCAUGGGAUCACUUUGCAACGAAGUCUGUCCAAGUGGCCGCUUCGGAAAGAAUUGUGCUGGAAUUUGUACAUGUACCAACAACGGCACCUGCAAUCCUAUAGACGGCUCUUGUCAGUGUUACCCUGGAUGGAUUGGCAACGACUGCUCCCAACCCUGCCCUCCAGCUCACUGGGGACCCAACUGUAUCCACACCUGUAACUGCCAUAAUGGGGCUCACUGCAGUGCAUAUGAUGGAGAGUGUAAAUGUUCUCCUGGCUGGACUGGACUCUACUGUACUCAGAGAUGUCCUUUGGGCUAUUUUGGAAAAGAAUGUGCCCUCGUGUGUCAGUGUCAGAACGGGGCUGAUUGCGACCAUAUAACUGGACAAUGUACUUGUCGCACAGGUUUCAUGGGAAAAAACUGUGAAAUGAAAUGUCCAUCUGGGUCUUAUGGUUACGGUUGUCGACAGGUGUGUGACUGCCUUAACAAUUCCACAUGUGACCACAUCACAGGGACCUGCUACUGCAAUCCAGGCUGGAAGGGGGCAAGAUGUGAUCAAGCGAUAAUGAUUGUAGUUGGAAAUCUGAACAGUCUGAGUCGGACAAGUACGGCCAUUCCUGCUGAUUCCUACCAGAUUGGUGCAAUUGCCGGUAUCAUUAUCCUUGUGAUACUUGUAAUAUUCUUGCUAGCACUCUUCAUCAUCUAUAGACAAAAGCAAAAGGGAAAAGAGACAGCUAUGCCUGCGGUCUCAUACACACCUGCAGUACGGGUCUUGAGCACUGACUAUACCAUUGCUGAUACACUACCACAUAACGUUGGAGGAAAUGCAAACAGUCAGUACUUUUCUAACCCCAGCUAUCACACACUGACCCAGUGUACAACCGGGCACCAUGCCAAUGGUGCAGACAGAAUGCUUGUGUCCAAGUCAAAAAGCAGCCAGCUCUUUGUAAGUCUGAAAGGCCUAGAUCCUGGAAAGCGUUCACACACUAUUGAUUACACAGGCACCCUACCGGCAGACUGGAAACAGGGAGACUAUCUUAAUGAUCUUGGCUUGCUGAAGAAUUCGGCAUACAGCCUAAGUACCUGUUCUUUAAGUAGUACCGAAAAUCCUUACGCUACUAUUAAGGAUCCACCAGUUCUUCUUCCAAAAACCACAGAGUGUGGCUAUGUGGAAAUGAAAUCACCAGCACGUAGAGAUUCUGCAUACGCUGAAAUUAGCAAUUCAUCUCUGGCCAACAAGAAUGUUUAUGAAGUUGAACCUACUGUGAGCGUUGUUCAAGGAACUUUCAAUAACAAUAGCAAAAUUAGCCAAGAUCUCUAUGACCUUCCAAAGAACAGUCACAUUCCGUGUCAUUAUGACUUGCUACCGGUUCGAGACAGCUCUUUGUCCACUAAAGAGAAUUCCACCAACGAAUGACCUGAUCGAUCGUUCAGACAGCAGCAUACUUUACCUGAUUUCUUCAGAACUAUGUGCUUCUAUAUCUUCAUGAGAAUGAUGCCCGAUGCGACUACUGUUUUCUAUAUUAAAUGACUACCAGAUUGUUUGGAGACAUGUUGUUUUCCCAAUGACAAAGGACAGAAAUGGCCUAUAUGGAAUUCUCAGCAGUUUGUGAGGACACGGAUUCUUUGAUUUUAGCAGGUUUAUUAACCAGCACAAGGCGUACGCAUGAACAGGUGAUCACUGUGGAGUGUCUGAUUAGACUAUGAUUGCGCUGUGGUUUUGGUUUGGGGUGCACACACAUGAACACAAAAUACUAUUUCUCCCACAUGAUGUACACACAUUCCAAAGGUGAGACUAUUAAAACAUGUUAAAUAACUUCCAACUCAAGCAUGAGAGUAAAAAAAAAAAAAUCAAUAAAGUCCAAACAGCAAUGGCAGCUGGUUCAAAAUCAGCACCUACUUACAGAACACAUUCACACGCAUUCUAACAUGAGUCACUAUUCAAACAUACUGCAACAUCUUAAAGCCCUGACAAAAAAUACACAGCCUAUUUAUCCCAUAACAAAAGCCGUAUUCAUCCUUUACACCACGCCCUCAAUGCACCCCAAACUAUUUCACCCAAUGUUAUCAGUCUAAGCAUUCCCAACAAAACAGUCGGAACCUUCAAGCAUACAAAAAGUGACAAAAACAUGAUAUUAAUUCUCCAAACCAAGAGAACUCUGUGAUACAUAUUACUCAACUUGUUUCUGCAAGAUCAAUUUAAUGCUCUUAAAAUAUGCCUAGAAUGAUGUGACAGUGUGUGAGGCUGGAUCGAUAGAGUAUUAUUUAGGAAAAAAAAAAAAUCACCAGAUACUUAAAAAAAAAAAAAAGAAAAAAGCAAAACUGAAAACCACUAGUAGGCAACAAAUCAGGCUCGAUAUAUAUGUGCCAGUUUUAUAUUUACAUCUAUACUGUGUACGACCUCGGGAAGGUUUUUCUAGGGUUCAGUAAAAUAGUUCUGUGUCAUGUUAAACCAUGGUGGGUGAGCAUGUUGCUCUGGCUGUGCUUCCACCUGCCCCCAGAUAUGUCUAACACAUUAAAUAUUUUAUAUUUAUGUAAGAAUGUGUGAACAGGUAUACAAGUAUUGACUCUGCGUGGGCCCAGCUCACAACUCCCAUUGGAACUAAUCCCAUUCUGUAGUCUGGCACUGCAGGAGGGCAAAUACUUGUCCGGUAACAUUGCAGUUAAGAUAGGUCAUCAUGUAAGGUAAUUAAAACCUACAAUCUCAAUAAUAACAUCAAGCAUAACAUUUGGAAUAUAACUAUAUAACGUACAUUUUACAUUUGUAUUGCUUUGUUUUUACAGUAAAUUAGUUGCAAAUAACAACUUUUACAGAGAACAAGAGGUCUUUUAGAAGCAAAUUGUAAAAGAUGAGGACUGUGGAAUCUCUACAGCCCAAGAAAAAAAAAAGAAUAUUAUUAUUAUUAUUUUUGUUUUUAAGAUGCCAAAAUUAUUACUUUUUUAAGAUACUUUACAUUCUUGUGGUAUUUAGAAAGCUAGAAAGCUAAUUGCAUAUCAGCAAUUAUUUUGUGGUUUAGAAAUGCUGGUUAUUUUAUUUGUCAUUAUUGCUUGAGUGGACAUGUAGUGAAAGGCGUUCGUGGUGAAAGCUGUACAUUAGCUGUGGUGAUUUGAGUUUAACUCUUUGAAUGCCAGAGUGGCCCCCAAACCUCCAUCUUGAGCACCACUAGUCACAAGAGGUUUGGUUCCUCCCUUCCCUUGUAUAUGUGAUGGAUCCCUAUGCAAAAAGUUCUGGUACUCCAGAAAAAUACUUCAAUGUGUAACGAUAUCUUGGUUCUGCAUAUUGCAGAUUGUCUAGACAUUUUAGUACAGUAGUACUCGAAAUUCUACAGCAAGGCCUUCUCUUGAUUUUAAGGCCACAUCUGUACUUGCUUGUUGUACGUUGGGUGAAGGAAACUCUGGCAUGGAGGAAGCCCCCAUAGCCCUCUGGCAUCCAAAGGUUUAGUAAAAUACCGUAGUUAUAUGUGUAAUAUAUUCCAAACCAGUGCCACAUUUCGAUAAUUUUUUUGCUGGGAAACUGAAUAUUCUCUGGCACUUUUUUGCAUUUUUAUAGUCAUUGUAGAGGUUACAUGCUUAAGCAGGUCUUUUGCAUAGUGCUAAUGAUGUUAUCUACCACUAUUUUUUUAGUUCAAUGUUCCUUCAUUUAAAGACUUUGUAUGUGUUGAUUGUGUUUUGUUCUGGUUUUUAUCCUGGUUUGUGUAUAUACCAUAAUACAAUUUGUAGCACACAGAAAAUGUCAAAAAAACGGAGGCUCACAUGAACGCUGUAGUACUAUGGCUCGUUGGGCAUGAUGGCAAAGCCCUGCGCAGGUUUUUUUUAAAUAAUUGUUGGGGACUUAACUGCAUCAUCUAUAUGUCUUUUUCCAAUAUUUUGUAUAUGUAAUAUUUUCAGCUGUUUUCUAAUCAAUAACUAGACCAGUUUAUUGGGCAUACUAAACUGUACUCCAAAAGCACCUUUCAUGUUGGAAAUCCAUGGAACAAGCAGUGUUGAGGGUAUGGGAUUCUUGCUGUUAUUGCUGAUAUUUAAUAGCAAUAAGAAGACGUCUAGUAUGUUACUCUAUAAGCCUUAACAAUAUGCAUUUCUUUGUACAGCUAUUUACUUUAAACAUGACAAUACAGUGAAGCCAUACAGGUGAUGUUAAUGUACAGUAAAUGUGAAAAUAAAAUAUUGUUGUAUGAGUUGUCUUUUUCUGAGUGUUAGCUUAUGGAGCAAUUUUUGUGUUUGUUUUGAUUUUUUUUUUUUUUGUACAGCACUUAAUAUGGUAUUUGCUUAUGUGAUUGUUCAUUCUGGUUCCAUAAAUUAUGAUAUACUGCUGAGGCAACCUUUGCAAACUCUUGACUCAAACUUCUCUACAACUUUAAGAUCCCCAAGAUGGCCGCACUAUUCUUGGGCUCUAUUUUCUGGUUCGCACACACUCAUGUACAUUGCAUUUCCUUUAUAUGCUAUUCUAGUGGUCUACAGCCCUUCUUUUCAUGGAUCUUCUGUAGCUAGAAAGCUCAAAGGGACUGGAAACACGUAUUCCUUUGUUAUUUAGAUAUUGUACUCUGAGAAUAGGAUACUAAAGAAAUAUUAUUGUACAUAUUGCAAGCCGCUCGUGUAUUCUGAAACAGUUUCUCUCUGACUCACUCAUAAUUCCUAAUGACACAUGAUUUAGGAUAACUACUGUCCUCCUUAAAAAUAUCUAUUAUAUCUAUUCCACUGCUCCCUAUACCCCUCUUACUGUGUUACAUCCUUACCAUCACCCCUAUCAAUAAAGCAUUCUUCCUCUUCCUUCAUCCCUUCUAUCCAGAAUACCAAUUCUAGACAGGCUGGGUCUAGGGGUUUCAUCUCUGACAUGGAUCCCCUUUCCAUCACAUGACAAAGUUGAUAUAUAGUAUUCUUCUCCUCACAAAACAAUGGAAUUUAUUGUAGCUCCAGUCUUCCAUUUUUCCCUCUUGACAUGGGGCAUUAUAUUGCUUUCCCUUCUUACUCUUAUUCAUCUUUCCUCUCCUCUCUUCCACAAAAGCCUCCUCCACAACUCCCAUUGAGAUUUUUCAUGGGCAGCUAAAUCAACUUGCGUUUCUGUUAAUUUGAGGCCUAAACAUAACAGUUGUGUCAUCAAGCAUCCAAUCCUCUUCCAUGAGAGAGAUACCAAGCUGCUGACCCCUAGAUAAAUCUGUAAUGUCAGUUCUCUCACUGGUUAGAUAAAAAAGGACGUUCAUUUUUCUUCAAAUCAAGCCAUUACAUCCAUAUAUAGAACCUGAAGGAUUAUACCUUACACUCUAGGACUCCAUCAAUCCUUCUAAAUGUGCCUUUACAUGAGACUCGGCACCCAACACUCUCCACUAUUUCUAACCUAUUUUUAUAGUGUGUGGCAACUUCAUUAUCAUACCUUCUCCAAUGGCAGACACUUGGCCAAGGGUAUGCUAACCUAUACUUCUCUUACAGGAAUGAUAAACACCCUACCAAUGUUGAUUUCCUUUUUUUUCUCACCUCAAAAUACACACUCUGUUGUUAGCUAGCACUGAUUACAUUAUUUACAAUCUGAAAAGCCCAUGGUGGUCUUUGCUUAUAAAAAAAAAAACCAACAACCUCCAAAAUAUAUUCUCUUAGACCCUCAAAGCUAGCUCCUCGCCAAAUCAGAUGAUUCUAUUACAUAAACUGUAAACAAGCUUGUAGCUAAAGUCACACUGAAGACAGGACAGCAGCUAAAAUCAUGGAAGCAAACCAGACUC